AUGGAGGCGGAUUUUCUGAAAGAAGAUCAAGAUGAAUGGAAGGAUUUCGAAGAGGAGAAGAAGGACUACUCAGGACUAAAAAUAGGAAAUUUGCAAGUGAACGAGUCAGCAGAUGCAGAAUCCGAUGAUGGUCGGGGUACAGGAGAAAAUAGCUCUGACGGAGAAUCAGGAGAACCUGGUACCAAACACAGUGGACCUUGGAAGAAAACUGGGCAACCAGAAGUGCAUUCGGAAGUAGAGCCAGCUCAAACCCAGGAAGUUCAGAAGCCACAACAAGUCACUACUGGCAGCAGUUACAAACCGCCACACUUAAGAAAUCUGUCAUCCGUCGCUGCCAGUCCGCGAAAUCGAAUGAAGAAUAUGGCACCAGAUAUUAACAGCGAAGAAUAUUUCCCAACAUUAAGCUCAAAGCAACAACAGGGUAACGAACCCACUGGUCCUUGGGGAAGGCGGAAGCGAGAGGACAGCACAUUUGAAGAAGUUCGCAGCAAGGGUGGCAGUAGAUCGUUAAGUUUGCAAGAAUCGCAAUCUCAGGCGCCAAAGCUUUCACUGGGCAACAAGUAUGGUGCAUUAUCACAAGAUCAGAGCUGA
Belonocnema kinseyi is the source of this 591-nucleotide messenger RNA. RefSeq names its product protein CDV3. The record is from RefSeq and is a predicted model, not a curated record. Lineage: Eukaryota; Metazoa; Arthropoda; Insecta; Hymenoptera; Cynipidae. The transcript has 3 exons. Bases 1 to 591 code for a protein of 196 amino acids. Gene Ontology annotation, cellular component: cytoplasm.